AUGUUGAUGUUCUGUCCCACGUGUGGAAAUCUUUUGGGUGUUGAAGAAGGACCCAAGUGUUUCCGUUUCUCUUGCCGUACUUGCCCUUACGUGUUCAACAUUACUCGAAAAGUUAGCAGCAAAUCAUUCCCCAAACUUAAGGAAGUGGAUGAUGUAUUAGGAGGAGUUGCUGCCUGGGAGAAUGUGGAUUCCACUGAAGCAAAUUGCCCCAAGUGUGACCAUUCAAGAGCUUACUUUUUGCAGAUGCAGACACGAUCUGCAGAUGAGCCUAUGACCACCUUUUACAAGUGCUGCAACCACGAGUGCUCCAACCUGUGGCGUGAUUAG
Molecule: messenger RNA, 327 nt
Organism: Daphnia pulicaria
Lineage: Eukaryota; Metazoa; Arthropoda; Branchiopoda; Diplostraca; Daphniidae
Gene: Polr3K
Product: DNA-directed RNA polymerase III subunit RPC10-like
Exons: 1
Coding region: 1-327 (108 amino acids)
Biological process (GO): termination of RNA polymerase III transcription; DNA-templated transcription
Cellular component (GO): RNA polymerase III complex
Molecular function (GO): DNA-directed RNA polymerase activity; zinc ion binding; nucleic acid binding
Source: RefSeq, a predicted model, not a curated record